AACUACACUAAAAAAAAAAAAAAAAAAACACAACAGAAUUGAAGUGCUUUUAAAUUUUCUUUGUGCUUGUUACUAAAAACCCUAGAGAGUAUCUCAGCAAUUGCAGAUCGCAACGCAAUUUCGAAGUUUCUUUCAGUUUUCUAGAUUGGGAAAUCACAUGACAUAUGCUCGCUCUUUUACUCUUUCUAAGACCUUGAAUUUUGGAGCUAUAUUACCUUGGCGGUCAUUGAACUUUUACUUGAAUCAUCUACCAAAUUGUUCUGUUAGGGCAAUAAGGAUGGAAAGCAAUAACAAUAACAAUUGCAACCUAAGUGUUGGUAAUACUGAUUCAAGAGGUGCUUUGAUAGUUCUAGAGGGUUUGGAUAGAUGUGGGAAGACUUCACAAUCUGGUAAAUUACUCUCAUACUUGGAGGGUCUGGGUCACUCGGCUGAGUUAUGGCGAUUCCCUGACAGAACUACAAGUGUCGGGCAAAUGAUAUCUGCUUAUCUUUUGAAUCAGUCGCAGUUGGAUGAUCACACAAUUCAUCUGCUCUUCAGUGCUAAUCGUUGGGAGAAGAGGUCAAUGAUGGAAACUAAACUGAAAGCUGGAACUACUCUAAUUGUUGACCGUUACUCUUAUUCUGGGGUGGCAUUCUCCUCUGCCAAAGGAGUUGAUGUUGAAUGGUGUAAGGCGCCCGAAAUGGGGUUGCUGGCUCCAGAUGUGGUACUUUUCCUAGAUAUACCACCAGAGAAAGCUGCUGAAAGAGGAGGCUAUGGAGGUGAGAGAUAUGAGCACCUUGAGUUUCAAAAGAAAGUUGCCCAAUGCUAUCAGAUCCUCCGUGAUUCCUCCUGGAAGAUCAUAGAUGGCUGCCAAGGUAUUGACGAAGUUGAGAAAGAGCUGCAUGAUAUUGUAGUGGAUCAUGUCUUAGCUUGCAAAAAGGGGAAACCCCUUUCCCUCCUCUGGUCACCUUAGUUAAUUCAUGCUAUCUUUUGUUCAUGAAGAGAACGUGAAACAGGUAUUGUCCCGAGCUUUUUUCGGGUGUUUUUCUCUCUGCAGAAUCAUUGAUUACUCGACCGAAAAGCCAUUGAGUUUCAUAUUCAUAUAAUUUAAUAUUAUGACUUUUUCAUAUUUCUGGGAAUCUUAAGGUUAUCCGAAAUUAUUGGUUAAGGAAUACAUUGCAGUUUCGUAAUUUAAUAUGAAACAGUU
This is a messenger RNA of Pistacia vera, 1186 nucleotides long. Its product is annotated as thymidylate kinase-like. Gene Ontology annotation, molecular function: ATP binding; dTMP kinase activity. The transcript is spliced from 7 exons. Gene Ontology annotation, biological process: dTTP biosynthetic process; dUDP biosynthetic process; dTDP biosynthetic process. Gene Ontology annotation, cellular component: nucleus; cytoplasm; cytosol. Bases 158 to 952 code for a protein of 264 amino acids. The record is from RefSeq and is a predicted model, not a curated record. Lineage: Eukaryota; Viridiplantae; Streptophyta; Magnoliopsida; Sapindales; Anacardiaceae.